ACAGCACCCGAAACGAGGCAGCUGCAGCAGCAAGAAGGCAAUCAAAGCAGUGACGAAGCAAGCUUUGGCCUCCGAGUCGCGGCGACUUGUCCCCGAGGCAGCCAUGAACCACGAUUAGCCGGCACGCGGACAUUAUCGCUCCUAUCGACUCACGCUCACGAUCGACCAUAUCCGACAGCACAAUGCCGCUCAUCCUCUUGUCUGGCUAUCCGUCCAGCGGCAAAACAUAUCGCAGCCAGCAGCUCAUUGAAGUUUUCAAUCGAAAAAUAUCCGAAUCCAGCGAGCCAAGAGUCAAGCGCCUGAAAAUCCACCAUGUCAAUGACGACAGCCUGGGACUUACUCGAGAUGUCUACGCUGCUGCACGAUCCGAGAAGGAUGCUCGCGCGACUCUGUCGUCAGCCAUCAAGCGCAUCCUGACACGCGAUAACAUCGUCGUAGCCGAUGCAAUGAACUAUAUCAAAGGCUUCCGCUAUCAACUCUACUGCGAAGCCAAAGCCGUACAAACGACGAAUUGCGUGAUUCACGUAGGAACACCGGCAGAUAAAUGUCGUGAGCUCAAUGACCAGGCACUCAAGGAUUCGACUGGAGGCUACGCACCAGAAGUCUUCGAGAACUUGGUUUUUCGUUACGAAGAGCCAAACGGCAUGAGCAGAUGGGAUGCUCCCCUGUUCACUAUCCCUUUCGAGGAUGCCGAGCUGCCAUAUGAUGCAAUCUGGGAAGCACUAAUCGGGUCGGAUGGGAAAGCAAAGGUCGUGCGGCCAAAUGCCGCGACGGUGCUAAAGCCAGCGGCCGAGCAAGGAUAUCUCUAUGAGCUCGACAAAACCACCUCGGAUGUGAUCUCGCUGAUUACUAACUGGCAACAAGACCAUGUUGGAGAAGGUGGCGGUGAACUACAAGUCCCUGACACGGAGUUGGUAAUCAGCUUGCCAAUGAACUCCCCAUCAGUCCCACAGUUACAACGACUGCGCAGGCAAUUCAUUGGGUUGAAUCGUCAACACAGCUUGAGCAAAGCUCGCAUACGCGAUUUGUUUGUUGACUAUCUCAAUGAUGCUUUCCAGAGCUGAGAUUUAAAAGGGCUAUACGAUCUCUCGCGCCCGUAGUUAUAUCGAAACGGAUUGCGAAAAUUGGCCAUGCGCCAUAAAUCCAACCAGGCCCGCGACGUCCUGUGUGCGAAACGCCAUUGAAACCUCCACCAGUCAUGCAUUAAACAAGAUUCCAACCAAGGCAUCAAGGGUGUAUUAGCGCCUUCAAUAACGAUGGAAAAGAACACCUCCGGUAACCUCUGGCAGCGGCUCCAUGGCACCCACUGAUGUCGUCUCCCAUCAACAUCUCCCUAGGCCGUUAACCAUGGGAGUGUCAUUUGGGGCUGAAGAACCAAAUCCUCCUGAUCAUCCACGGAAUGGCAAUACCACCGAUCCUGCCAACUCGAUCACUCUGCGGGCUGCAAACACGCAGUUCCGGGCCCAUAGGAAUAUCGUUCCAGGCGUGUGCUGAUCUCGAACCCAGAAGGCCUCGCGACUGCAGUUCCUGCUCAUACGAUCGUUGUUC
This is a messenger RNA of Cercospora beticola, 1548 nucleotides long. It is a transcript of the gene KTI12, whose product is annotated as Kti12p. The record is from RefSeq and is a predicted model, not a curated record. NCBI's taxonomy places the organism in Eukaryota, Fungi, Ascomycota, Dothideomycetes, Mycosphaerellales, Mycosphaerellaceae. Gene Ontology annotation, biological process: tRNA wobble uridine modification.